Molecule: messenger RNA, 3716 nt
Organism: Leopardus geoffroyi (Geoffroy's cat)
Lineage: Eukaryota; Metazoa; Chordata; Mammalia; Carnivora; Felidae
Gene: SLC45A2
Product: solute carrier family 45 member 2
Exons: 7
Coding region: 110-1702 (530 amino acids)
Biological process (GO): transmembrane transport
Cellular component (GO): membrane
Molecular function (GO): sucrose:proton symporter activity
Source: RefSeq, a predicted model, not a curated record
GACCAUCUCCGUUGGCUGCUCAGUCAGGCUCCAUGUCAAAUCCGGCUUGGGGCAGAAACCUGAGGGCCACACAGAAGGUGGUGGGCUUGCAGGCAGUUUCCCUGUGGCCAUGGGUGGCAACAUCGGGGAGCUUGGCAGUCGCACCUACGAGUCCCUAGCUGACGAUGAGCCCUUGGACCCUGAGGAGCCCCCCAAAAGACCCACGGGCAAUCUCAUCAUGCACAGCAUGGCCAUGCUUGGCCGGGAGUUUUGCUACGCAGUGGAGGCGGCCUACGUGACCCCAGUCCUGCUCAGCGUGGGGCUGCCCAAGAGUCUGUACAGCAUGGUGUGGCUCCUCAGCCCCAUCCUGGGAUUUCUGCUGCAACCCGUGGUGGGAUCAGCCAGUGACCACUGCCGGGCCAGGUGGGGCCGGCGGAGACCAUACAUCCUCACCCUGGUCAUCAUGAUGCUCUUGGGCAUGACUCUGUACCUCAACGGGGACGCUGUGGUAGCAGCUUUGAUUGCUGAUCCAAGGAGGAGGCUGAUUUGGGCCAUAACCAUCACCAUGAUAGGUGUAGUUCUCUUUGAUUUUGCUGCUGACUUCAUUGAUGGGCCCAUUAAAGCCUACUUAUUUGAUGUCUGUUCCCAUGAGGAUAAGGAGAGGGGCCUCCACUACCAUGCCCUCUUCACAGGUUUUGGAGGUACGCUGGGUUACCUUUUGGGUGCCAUCGACUGGGCCCAUCUGGAGCUAGGAAGAGUGCUGGGCACAGAAUUCCAGGUCAUGUUCUUCUUCUCCGCCUUGGUGCUCACUUUGUGUUUUACUAUUCAUCUCUGUAGUAUCCCUGAAGCCCCACUUAAAGAUGUUAUAAAGGACAUUUCCCCACAGCAAGCCCCCCAGGAGUUUCCAUUGUCAGCAGACAAAAUGUACCAGUAUGGGUCUAUUGAGAAAGCUAAAAAUGGUUAUGUAAACCCGGAGCUGGCAAUGCAUGGGGAAAAACCCCCAAAUCCUGCUGAACAGACUAGGAAGGCAAUGACCAUGAAAUCACUGCUGAGGGAGUUGGUGAAUAUGCCUCCCCACUACCGCUGUCUUUGCAUCAGCCACCUCUUUGGAUGGACUGCCUUCCUGUCUAACAUGCUCUUCUUCACAGAUUUCAUGGGCCAGAUUGUGUACCAUGGAGAUCCCUAUGCUGCACACAACUCCACAGAGUUUCUCAUCUACGAAAGAGGGGUCGAGGUUGGAUGUUGGGGCUUGUGCAUCAAUUCCAUGUUCUCCUCACUUUAUUCUUACUUUCAGAAAUCUUUGGUAUCCUACAUUGGAUUAAAGGGUCUUUACUUCAUGGGGUAUUUGCUAUUUGGCCUGGGGACAGGAUUUAUUGGACUUUUCCCGAAUGUCUACUCCACCCUGGCUCUGUGUACCUCGUUUGGUGUGAUGUCCAGCACUCUGUACACUGUGCCCUUUAACCUCAUUGCCAAGUACCACCGCGAGGAGCAAGAAGAGAAGAGACAGCAGGCCCCGGGAGGGAGUCUGGACGGCAGUGAGAGAGGCCAGGGCCUGGACUGCGCAGUCCUCACCUGCAUGGUGCAGCUGGCUCAGAUCCUGGUUGGAGGUGGCCUGGGCUUCCUGGUCAACAAGGCUGGGAGCGUCAUUGUGGUAAUCACAGCCUCUGUGGUGGCCACGAUCGGCUGCUGUUUUGUGGCUCUCUUCGUAAGAUAUGUGGAUUAAGUCAAUAGGGAGACAUCAUCCCUAACCUCCAACACAGUGAAGGGCAUGGUAGGAAAUCAGUCUGUCCUCUGGCUCUGCAGCUUUGGGGUCUGCCCAUUGGCUGCCCUGCGUUAUGACUUCAGCUACAGUGAUCUGCCUGCACGUCACUUUCUGCCAACCCUCUGCACAGCAGUUUCCUUAUUUUAGGCAUCAUCCAUCUCGGGAAAGACUGGGCUCUGCCUCCAUUCACCGGUGGCAAAGGUUAAUUGUGGGAGAUGGUGCCUCCAUGCGCCUUCCUACUGCAUCUCAGGACAUUCCAGGCCUUGACAAAACGCCAGAAGCCGACUAGUUUUACACAGGACAAUGGUGUUUAUUCUAUCGUGUGUUGUUUUUUUCUUAACCAGAGGUCUAUAUUUAAUCGGAGGGUCAUACUUUUCAUUAUUUCACCAAUACUCAAAAUAUUGCUGAUGAUUUAUGAUAUUAGCUUACUCAUAUUUAAUUCAUACUUCAUUUACUCAUACAGACAGUCCCUGGCUUACAAUACAAUGGUUCAAAUUACAAUGCUUCUUCCUCUUCUCCUUCUCCUUCAUCUUCUUUUACUUAACGAUAGUUGGAAAGCAGUGCACAUUCAGUAGAAAUCAUACCUCAGAUUGUGAAUUUUGAUCUUUUCUGGGUGAUACAUGCCCUUGUGAUGCUGGGCAGCGGCAGCCACAGCUCCCAGUCAGUCUCACCAUCCCGAGGGUGAACAACUGGUCCACUGACCACCAUUCUGUCUCCAUACAGCUCCACUGGUUUUGUUUUUGGUUUCCAUUUUCAGUAUGGUAUUCAGUAAAUUACAUGAGAUAGUCAACACUCAAAACCACUCCAUCUUCCUUCCUCCCUGUCCCUCUCACGUUAUCCAUCGUAGAGUGGCGAGGUCAUGACUGACUCAGAGGAGUGAUCAGGGAGAAACCUGCUCUCUAGCCUAUACUGUGGGAUGAUGAUGAGCAAAUGCUCAGAGGACCCCAUGUGACCCAGAACCCUGUGUUAUAAAAGAAACGCCUCCCUUGUAAUUCACCUGUCCUUGGCGUCUGCAAAGUUUAAAAGUAGAAUUAUUUGCAGACUUCAAUGUUUAUUUCCUGAUCAUUUCUCCAAGGACUGUUCUGGUGAUUGAAGAUUUUGAAAUCAAUGAAUGGGUGAGGUAGGAAGGACCUGCAGUUGAGGACCAUCUUACCUGGACCCCAAGAAGUUAAAAGUAGUCGUCUCUGGCCAAGCACAGGGCAAGGGAAGCUCUUUUCAGCUGAAGGACUGGAUGGGCUGCUGGGAUGAAGAAAGGAGCCAGGGCAUGCAUUCACCACCACCCCUAAAUCCCCUCACACACAUGCACUCACACACACACUUGGAUAUUCAAACACUCUGCUCUCUUAACUCGACUCCACUCAGGUUUGAAUGAGUGGAUAGAAUCCAAUUUUAAAAGCCUUUAACCACUUUUAGGCACUCAAGUACUUGUUCUCAGUUUACUUGUUCUCCUGUUUCUCUCUGACAGUAAUGUUCUAUUCCCAGACAAAUAAAGCAAAUGCAGGGACACCUAAAUUCGGAUCAGAAAUCCCAGGAAAUCCUGUAGGAGAAAGGAAAGCCAAACUGCUUUGUCUGCUGCUUCCCCCACCAUGCAACUGACAUUCCAACCUCAAACCUUUAAUCACUGCUUUCCCUCAGCUGCAAAUGUCCUGUGUCCCCACUACCUGUCUAAAUUGCCAUCCCUGCCCAUUUAACUUGUACCCUUAUUUCUAGGUCCAUCUCAUAUACUAUUUUGAUAAGGAAGUCUCUUAUCCUCCAGCAGAACCAAGCUUUCUGCCCCCUGUAUUACCAUAGCACUUUUUUUUAGCCUUAUUAUGACAUUCAACUCACUGUUCCAUGACCUAGUUGCCUUGUGUACAUGGCUGUGUCUCCUAAAUAUACAAGUCGGUAAUGUGUCUAGUUGAUGUGUGUGAUCUCAGUACCCAGUACAGGGCUUGGCACACAACUGGCAUUCAAAAAAAUAAAAUAAAUUUGGCCA